AGCAAUUUCGGCUCCGCUGCCUUCCUUUUUCCCUGCUUUGAGCUCUUUUGACCAACACUCAGUCAUUGGACAUGAGGUCGCUUGUGGCUUUGGUGGCACUACCCCUAUUUGCUGUUGGGACCCCUGACUGGUGCAAGUGGGUACCCUACAGCUCUUUGCAGUAUGUUGCAGAUUGCGCGGGCUAUUCGGGACACAGCAGUGGCCCAGCACAAACCUGCGCCAGCUGGUGUGAAUGGGUGCCAUCUCCAUCAUGGUCCACAACAACCCAGUGCAGCAAGUGCUCAGAGCUCUUCCCAACCCCAAGUGCCAAUGACUUUGCUCAUGAUGACUGUGCCAGCUGGUGCCAGUAUGUGUCAAGACCGGCGUGGCAAUAUGCACCGGAUUGCCAAACUUGUGAACAGGAGAUUGCAAAUGCAGCCGCCAAGCCUGCUGCAGCCACAGUUGCAAAGUCUAAGGCAGGGGAUGAGAAUGCCAAGCCUGAGGGAGCAGAUGUAAAGGCAGCUGUUGGCAUCCCUGACUGGUGCAAGUGGGUACCCUACAGCUCUUUGCAGUAUGUUGCAGAUUGCGCGGGCUAUUCGGGACACAGCAGUGGCCCAGCGCAAACCUGCGCCAGCUGGUGUGAAUGGGUGCCAUCUCCAUCAUGGUCCACAACAACCCAGUGCAGCAAGUGCUCAGAGCUCUUCCCAACCCCAAGUGCCAAUGACUUUGCUCAUGAUGACUGUGCCAGCUGGUGCCAGUAUGUGUCAAGACCGGCGUGGCAAUAUGCACCGGAUUGCCAAACUUGUGAACAGGAGAUUGCAAAUGCAGCCGCCAAGCCUGCUGCAGCCACAGUUGCAAAGUCUAAGGCAGGGGAUGAGAAUGCCAAGCCUGAGGGAGGUUUGAAGUUGAAGUCUAGUUUCGCCCGCCCUGACUGGUGCAAAUGGGUGCCAUGGGGUUCCUUGCAAUAUGUUCCAGAUUGCAAUGGAAGCUGGGGAAACACCUAUCAAGGUGCGUAUUGCGCCAGCUGGUGCCGCUGGGUCCCAUCCCCAUCUUGGCAGUACACACCUGAGUGUCUUCGAUGCUAUUCAGUCACACCAGGUGUUGCCACUCGAUGCGCAAGUUGGUGUGAGUGGGUUUCAAGGCCAGCGUGGGCAAACACUCCAGAAUGCACUCAGUGUAGCUCUGAGCAAGAUGACUCUGACAAUACCAUUUUGCCAUGAUCGCUGAUGCAACAGCCGUCAGCGUAAAGUUAUGUAAAGUCUGUAAAGUUAUGCAAGUCAUUGCAAGUUGGUGUACAGCCAUUCUGUCCAUGGUUUUGUCAGCUCGUCUAGCGAGUCUAGCAGAUGACGCUCAAAAGUGUCCUCUUCCAAGGUAUUUGUUUCAGUGAUUCAGGCGCACAGCAUGUCAUUGCUUGGCACUUGCAGGUAACUCCACAACUGCGAAGUAUACAAA
Messenger RNA from Durusdinium trenchii, 1431 nucleotides. Lineage: Eukaryota; Dinophyceae; Suessiales; Symbiodiniaceae. The record is from the annotation of a GenBank genome assembly.